This is a messenger RNA of Strongylocentrotus purpuratus (purple sea urchin), 6451 nucleotides long. RefSeq names its product leukocyte receptor cluster member 8 homolog. Bases 150 to 5135 code for a protein of 1661 amino acids. NCBI's taxonomy places the organism in Eukaryota, Metazoa, Echinodermata, Echinoidea, Camarodonta, Strongylocentrotidae. The transcript is spliced from 12 exons. The record is from RefSeq and is a predicted model, not a curated record. Gene Ontology annotation, cellular component: nucleus.
AUGAAAUUGGAAGACCGGAUGAAAUUAGAAACGCAGAUGAACUCGGAAGAUCGGAUGAAAGCGUAAGAGCGAAUGAAAUCGGAAGAGCAGAUGAAAUCGUAAGAGCAGAUGAAAUCGUAAGAGCUGAUGAAAUUAGAAAAGCAGAUGAAAUGGGAACAGCUGUUGAUAUUGGAAGACCGGAUGAAAUUGGAAAAAGAGAUGACAUUGGAAGAGCAGAUGAACUUGGAAGAGCAGAUGAAAUCGGAAGACCGGAUGAAAUCGUAAGAGCCUAUGAAAUCGUAAGAGCCGAUGAAACUGGAAGAGCCGAUGAAACUGGAAGAGCGGAUGUAAUCGGAAGAGCGGAUGUAAUCGGAAGAGCGGAUGAAAUCGUAAAAUCGAAUGAAAUGGAAACAGCUGAUGAAAUGGGAAGAGCAGAUGUGAUCGGACAAGCAGAUGAAAUCGGAAGAUCGGAUGAAAUCGUAAAAUCAGAUGAAAUUGGAAGAGCUGAUGAAACUGGAAGAGCAGAUGUAAUCGGAAGAGUGGAUGAAAUCAUAAGAGCAGAUGAAAUUGAAAGAGCUGAUGAAAUUGAAAGAGCUGAUGAAAUUGAAGGAGCGGAUGAAAUCGGAAGAACAGAUGUGAUCAGUAGAGCAGAUAAAAUAGGAAGAGCAGAUAAAAUGGGAAGAUCAGAUGAAAUGGGAAGAGUGGAUGAAAUCCUAGGAGCUGAUGAAAUGGGAAGAGCAGAUGAAAUCGUAAGAGCUGAUGAAACAGGAAAAGUGGAUGAAAUCAACAGAGCAGAUGUAACUGGAAGAGCGGAUGACAUUAUAUAUGUGAGUACUGAUGGUUCCUGCAGUGGAAAUGAAAGUGAAAGCACAGACAAAACAAGAAAUACAGCUAUCAGUAUACAUGUAUCUGAAAACGAAAGUUUGUUUGGAUCUGAAAGUGCAGAUGAAGAACAGUCUACAAGUGAGACUCCUGUUACCUAUUCCCACGCAAGUAUGCAUCAGGAAGGAGACAAUGUUGCACCAUUGAGCUCUAAUAGGGAUCCUCACCCUGUCAGUCCAACCCAGCAACAAGGACCAUAUGGAUAUCAUGACACAACCAAAGGCAAUCUACAUCCAAAUGUUGCUCCUUACUUAACAAGAAGUGUCUCUCAUGGUCUUAGAAGUCAGGAAAAGACUCUCUCAAGGAGUGACACUGCCUUCAACGAAAAUUGUGGAAUGUCACCUUUAAAUCCUUCAAAGCAAAAAGGACAAGAAGGUAUUGAGUUGUACCAAAGAGGAGAUACAACUAGAGAUGGUUGCAGUGAUGGGGAAAGGGAUAUGGAGAGAAAGUCGAGAGACAGGUUUUUAAGUGAGACAGUGCAGUCUCCCCAGGAUGUGCCAACCCAGGACAGUCCUGCCCUUGACUCUGAGUCUACUUGUAAGGAAAAGCGAUUAAAUCAAUUGCAUGACACUAGUAGGUCUUCCUUGGCGAUGAAAAGUGAGACUAGGUCAAUUGAAGGAGCCAGCUUCAGUACCAGAAGAGAAACUGAGGUAGCUCGUCUUUGGUCUUACCAUGAGCAUCAGGAUGACUUGUCUUUGGCAGUUCCCAAACAAGAGUUACAGAGAUAUGAUAACAACAAUUUUCUGUUUGAUUAUCAACAUUCCUCCAAAUUGGAUGAAACACGAAGAGACUGCAGAGACACAUUUCCUGGGGAUUACCAAAGACAUACAAGUACUAUCAGGGAUUCUGAAAGGAGCCAGACAAUCCUGUCAAGGAAUGAUGCUGUCUUGUAUAAUGAUAGAGAAGAGAUGUUUCAUGAACAUGCAGCAGAUGGACAUCAAACCAUCAUUGGUCAAAGAAUAGAGCCUUUUGCUACAGAUCCCUUUGACAUUGACAAAAGAAGAAGGAUGGAAACCCGAUCAGAAAGUACUAAUUGCUCUUCAGAGACCAGAGGGGAUGUGCCUUUGGACAACAGAUUUCAAGCAUCUUUUCCUCAGACAAGGGAAAUAUCCGUAGUUUAUCAAAGCAAUGCUCAUCAUCUUACAGAAAAAAGUAGUUUGCAAAGAAGACCAGAUCCUCUAACCAGGGAUGUUGAUGCAAGUAAGGAGCCUGUCCAUUCUCUAAGGCAUGGCUUAGGAUCUCGUCUUGGGCCAAGAAGAGAGUUCUUUCCCGUUUCACACGAUACACCUGCUUUGCAUAAAGAAAAAAAGAAGGGUGGUGGUGCAAAUUAUCAAGAUCAUCGGAAUCUCAUUGAACUGGAAAGAAGGUCCAUAAUGUACACUCAGGAAAUGGAGAAUAGCAGUUUUCUGAACCCAAGAGCAGGAAUGCAAGCACAUCAUUGUCAACAACUGGGACAGAACCUUGACAAUCGACAAAGUACUACGCCGUAUGGAUAUGGUGGCACAUCUUUUGCAGGUGAUCUUUCACCACAGGAUCGUGCUUCAAACGACUCUGGAACUACUCAAAGGACUGAGACUUGGCCUGAGUAUCUGCCUCACUCCUUAGAGGAACAAAGAGAAUGGUCAUCUUUUGCAGGGGAUCUUUCACCACAGGAUCGUGCUUCAAACGACCCUGGAACUACUCAAAGGACGGAGACUUGGCCUGAGUAUCCGCCUCACUCCUUCGAGGAACAAAGAGAUCGGUCAUCUUUUGCAGCGGAUCUUUCACCACAGGAUCGUCUUUCAAAGGACCUGGGAACUACUCAAAUGAUGGAGACUUGGUCUGAGUAUCCGCCUCACUCCUUCGAGGAACAAAGAGAUUGUUCAUUGGGUGACACAUGGAGAGUGCGCCUUGGGCCUCAAGUUUCUACCAGUGCCCCUCCCUGUGCUCAGGACUUGCAACAGAAUAGAGAAUUUCGGAUGAAUCCUUCAACAGUUCAUGGAUCAAACUUAGAACUACAUGCAUCUACAGUAGAGGAUGAUGCUGCUUGGACAAGAAAUAUGAAAACCAGAAGAAGGAGAGAUCAAAGACAAAAUAAAAGUCUGAGAGAAGGAAGGAUAGACGGACAAACGUGUGGAAUAGGAGAGGGACGAAUUGGUGAUUCUGCCUGGGAAAGAAGGAUGAGAAACAGAAGAAGGAAAGAAAGACGGAUUAGAAGUCUGAGAGGAAGGAUGAUAGGCAGACGAUUACGUGGGGGACGAAUUGGUAAAUGGGUAGGAGGAAAAAGAGGACAGAUAGGUGGACAAAGAACACUGAUGAAUAUACAGAGAGGAAGACAAAUUGGACAGAUAGGCAGACAGAAAGUAGGAAGUAGAAGAGGACAGCAAAGUUUUGCUGGAACCCACACAAGCAGUAGAGGAGGAACAAAAGAUGUAGACAGCAUUGAAACGGAUGUGGCCAGGCCUAAGGAUGAGACGCAAGAACUUUCUUUUGAUGGAAAGCAGAUCGUCAAGGACAAAUCUUUAGUCAGUCCUGCUGAUUGGCCACCAACCUUGAAGGAUUACGUCCAGAGAGUCUUCAAUUCUUGCCAGAAUGAAUCCGAGAAGGACAAGGUGGAGUCCCACCUCAAGAAGAUCCUGACCGAGGCUCACAGCCAGGGCACUGUCAUGACCAAGGACUGGAGUCUGGAGCCCCUCCCUCUCUCCGCCCGCCCCAGCCCCGCCCGUCCCAGCCCCAACCCCACCCCUAAGUCCUCCCAUGAACAACCCGAAGCACCCUGGAGCGCCAGGCGCAGCCAGGAGAACCCGCUCCGCAUCGGCAGCGAUGAUUACCUGGAUGUAUCUAGACAGGGGAUCGGGCAAGGGCGGGGCCGGGGGCGUGGCAGAGGGCGUGGUCAGUGGAAUAAGAUGCCGGAGAACCAACAGAGCAGGUUCCCCACCCGUGUAGCUGAGCCAGCUAAGGGGCGCCACGGCCGCAAGAUCUUUGGCUUCUCCAGGGACUUCAGCAGUGACAGUGGUAGUUCAAAUAGCCGGUCUAGGUCCCGGUCUAGGUCCCGCUCACCGUCUAGGUCUAGAAGCCCUGGUUGUAGCAGGUCUCCCUCUUCAAGUUCACGUAGGAGAAGAGCGAGAUCAUACAGAGACAGAGAUGAUCGGGACAGAAGAUCUAGGAGCCACGAACGGGACUACCUGUCGCUGUCUACUGAUAGGAAGGAGAAGGGCAAAGGUCGCGGCCGCGGGAGGGGAAGAGGUAGGGGGAGGAAGAGCGAAGAAGCGGAGAUUAACAGAAGGAACGAAAGAACACCAGGCAAGAAAGGACCGAAGGGGAAGAACAAGAAUGUCGGGGAUGUGAACUAUGUGAAUGAUAAGGAGCGUGCGAUGCGCAUGCAGAAGCGCGCAGCCAGAUUCCAGGACAUGUUAGGGGAGGAGGACAGUCCGUCUGGCGGUGGCAGCGGUGGCAAGAAGCAAAGAACUCAGAAACUCUCCCUUCAGAUCAAUGAAGUCUUGACUGGUGAAAGUGAUGAUGUUGAAUGGUCAAUGGAACCUAUAGUAGGCACCAAUCAGGACGAAUGGAAACAGUACCUCAGGCUCACAUCCGCGCCAGACCCAUCUCAGGUAAGACCGAUCUCUGUCCUUCGUAAGUCUCUGGUCAAGGUCAAGGAACGAUGGAAGGACAAGCAAGACUAUCGCUUCGUGUGUGAGCAGCUCAAGUCAAUCAGGCAGGAUCUCACGAUACAGUGCAUCAGGAAUGAGUUCUCAGUUGAGGUGUAUGAAAUGCAUGGAAGGAUAGCUCUUGAAAAGGGGGAUGUCCCAGAGUUCAACCAGUGCCAGACCCAGUUGAAAGCCCUCUACGGUGAGGGGAUGCCCGGUAAUAUCCAUGAGUUCCAGGCGUACCAUAUACUCUAUAACAUCUCUAUGGAGAACACCAUGGAAAUGAACACUACCCUUGCGACCCUCAAACCCGAAUCCCGGAAGGACCCCUCGGUAAAACACGCCCUGGCGCUGCGCUCCGCCUGGGCCAUGUCCGACUAUCAUAAGUUUUUCAAGCUUUAUCGUACCGCCCCACGCAUGGGGUCCUAUGUCAUUGAUAUGUUUCUAGCUCGCGAGCGGAAGGCGGCGAUCAAGAUCAUCACCAAAUCAUUUCGACCCAUGGUCCCCGUAGACUACAUGGCAAACAGCCUCGCAUUCGACAGCGACGAGGAAUGCAUCACAUUCCUGACGGAGCUGAAUGUCGUGUUGAACGCGGAUAGGACUAAAGUGGACUGUAAACAGAGCGCUGCCGCCAUGGCUGUGGCUUGAGCUAGUUAGAAUCAUACCCCAAAAGUUAAAUAGAAGCAAAGACUUAAUCAUUGACCUAACAAACCAGAAAUUCAAGCGAGAUUCUAUUCAAGGAAUAUCUGCAGUUGGCUUUGACUGGCCACUGGCAUACUGGUUUUUGGAACAGUUUUGGAGAGGAAACAAAAAUUAGAAGAGAGUUGGACUUGCAUGGCCCAUAGUUCUUUUCAAAUGAAGAAGAAUGCAGCAAAGAAUGUCAAUUAUUUAUUUUGGCUGAUCACAGUUUUACAAGUUUACAGUAGAAAUGGGCCUUCCUAUAGACCCUUACACAGGGAAGUAAUCAGCAGAUAUUGCUCCAACAUUGAAGGAGAUUCACCUUUGCUUUCGAGCAUCUAUAUUUGGAAACUAGAAUUUCUAUGUCAUGGUAUUUUCCUGGUGUGGUAAGAACUAGGAAAUCAAAAUUCUUUCUUAAUUGUCUUGCACCUUCAAUUUUAGUGUGUGUCUUGUGCUCCAAACUUCUCAUAUGAUAAUCUCGGCAAAUCAGUUUUAUGUAAAGAAUAUUUAUAUUUAAAAUAUAAACAUUUGAAAUAAUUACAAGACAAUGCUACAUUUUUAUUCUGAUUGAAUGAAUUGGCACAUACAUAUAUGUAGAAAUAAAAGAUAUUAAUUGUAACAUUUCUUUCUUUUCUUCUUCCUUUUAUCCUACAAUAUUCACAGCAAUUGUCUAAAUGUUUGUACUCUCUCAGUGUAUCUAUAUUGGUUAUAUAUUUAUUUGAAAGGUGGUACUUGUUAACUGUUCACAAAAUAUCUUUUAAAUGUAACUUCCAGAUUCUAACAAUGCCAUUCAGGAAAGGUUUUCAUCCUCCUCUUACAGUAUUGAUAAUUUACAAAAAGAUGUUAGAUAUUGGAUUAUUGGUUAUUUUCUAUUGUUAAUUUAAGCUGAAACUUCAAUAACUAUGGAGUAUCAUCAGAAUUUAUGUCAGUGGGUUUAUGUGCAAUUCAAAAAACAAAUGGUCUGUUCAGGUACUUUAAUUUGAUUUUCUUGUAGAAAUAUUUAACAUGGUAGAGAUUCCAUGUUAGAUCAAAAGCUCUGUUGCUUUUUUUUUUAAUUUUUAAUUUUUAUUUACUCACUUCAUUUACAUAUUACAUUGCAUGAGUCAACAACUUAGGUUAACAUUUUUUUAAUGGAUCUGUCAUAGUGAUUUUCAAUUCAAAUUAUUCUAUAAUAUAGACAUGAAUACUGCUACAAGAUUUCAGUGAUAAGAAAUGACAAAAUAAAAGUGAUACAAUAAUCUAAUAGGGAUGGUAAGUAUUAAUACUCCUUAGUAAAAAAAAAAAUU